UUCGUGCAGGGGGCAACUCAAGUCCCCCUGCCUUCGUGCAGGGGGCAACUCAAGUCCCCCUGCCUUCGUGCAGGGGGCACAAAUUUUGAUGGGCCUAAACUUUGCUUGUCAUUUGCCGGACUUCAUCCCACAACUACAUACAACGACGUGGAUUUGAAAAGGUUGAUUUCCGUCAGUUCCUGCUAAAGAUCUACAGGCUCGCAAUCGCUGAAGGAACGAAGAUGACGAAAUCGGCAAUGAAAUUCGACAUUAGCUGAUUAAUUAUACUGAUUUAGAAAUUUCCAUGUGCAUAAAAAAGCAAAUUAAUUUUUUGGGUUUUUUUUACAAUUUAGGAAAACUAAAUCUAUCGUUUUUGUCAUCUAAUCUCUCAAACACGUUUUACCUCAAUAUAAUGAUGGGUGGUCUUUUUUAUUUUUUAUCUUGGUGGUCUUUUCAAUUCAAAAUUAAUUUAUUAUCCUCCAUUUUCCGAAAAAUAUCCAUGUGUUCAGUAAAAUACUCCUCAAACCCUUCCCAUUUUUAUCGUCUGAAAAUUACCAGACCCAACAUUUCUUGCUUAAUUAAUCCUUAACUAAUGUCUGAUGAUCUUUAUACGUAAAAUUAUCAAAAUGUUUUUGCUUCUCUCAUCAUUUGUUGCAUUAGUAUGGCAUCUAAUAAUUAUAGGUAUCGCUUGAUUAUCACCUGGAUUUUCCAAUAGAAAUCACCAAUCAUUUAGGAAUUGAUCACCCUUCAAAUCCUAAUGAUAGUCCUGACUAUAGGCAUGAUGAUUUAAACCAAAUGCAAACUAUGGAGAGAAGUUCUGUGGAAAUAACGAAUAAAAUUUUAACAUCAACCUUAGCCCCACACCCAGUAAUCCUCAAAAAUAAUAAAACUUUGCCUAAAUUUUUCCCCAAAAUAACUGAAAAUACAAAGUUUUUGCUAAUGCAAAUUCCUCAUCAUUGGAAUGGGCAAUGUGGAGGAUUGGCUAAUCAGAUGUGGAGAUUUGCAGUGCUUUACAACAUGGCCAAGUCUGUUGGACGCUUCCCAGGCAUUUAUAAUACAAGUACUUGGACUUGUGACAAGUUGAAUAGUCCUAAUGAGAUUGAGAAUACCUUCCCGAUUUUAUAUUCCUCUUUUCGAUAUAUGGUAAUUUAG
Molecule: messenger RNA, 1131 nt
Organism: Meloidogyne enterolobii
Lineage: Eukaryota; Metazoa; Nematoda; Chromadorea; Rhabditida; Meloidogynidae
Source: the annotation of a GenBank genome assembly